AUGUCAGCGGUAGUAGUAGCCGGCCAGGCACCGGUUGCUACAGGGGCAGUCGACUGUAAGCCGGCUAUGAGCAAGGGCGAUGAUAAUGAUAUAUACAGACGUUUUAAGGAGUUGCAGAAGCAGUUGGAACAGUUGGAUAUUCAGGAGGAGUAUAUCAAAUAUGAAACUAAGAACUUGAAAAGGGAGAUGGUUCGAGCACGAGAGGAGAUACAACGAGUUAGAUCGGUCCCUUUGGUCAUCGGCCAAUUCUCGGAGAUCAUCGAUGCUGAGCAUGGCAUCAUACAGAGCUCACAGGGCUCUAGUGACUACGUCCGGAUCCUGUCCACGAUCAAUAGAGAGGACCUCAAACCGGGAUGCUCGGUGGCAUUACAUCGGCAUUCCCAUGCUGUUGUGGAAAUACUGCCACCAGAGGCCGACUCUACUGUGCAGUCGGCCGCUAUGACGGAGAAGCCCGAUGUGACCUAUGCUGAUAUAGGAGGCUUGGAUAUACAGAAACAGGAGAUUAGGGAGGCGGUAGAGCUGCCAUUAGUUCAGAAAGACUUGUAA
This is a messenger RNA of Perkinsus marinus ATCC 50983, 546 nucleotides long. Its product is annotated as 26s protease regulatory subunit 6b, putative. The transcript has 3 exons. Gene Ontology annotation, molecular function: proteasome-activating activity. Bases 1 to 546 code for a protein of 181 amino acids. Lineage: Eukaryota; Perkinsozoa; Perkinsida; Perkinsidae. Gene Ontology annotation, cellular component: proteasome regulatory particle, base subcomplex. Gene Ontology annotation, biological process: proteasome-mediated ubiquitin-dependent protein catabolic process. The record is from RefSeq and is a predicted model, not a curated record.